AUGAGUGUGGACAUCGAUCACUCAGACAAUACGCUCAAAAUGAACCUGACGUUCGAACUUGCCACCCGCCCGCACAGCUACGCCCCGGAUGCGAAAAUUAGGAAGGAGCAAACGAAAGAGGAGACUCGGGCAUCGGUGCUGCUCCUCAAAGCCAAUCGAUGUUUCGAUGUUUGC
Messenger RNA from Mesorhabditis spiculigera, 174 nucleotides. The record is from the annotation of a GenBank genome assembly. NCBI's taxonomy places the organism in Eukaryota, Metazoa, Nematoda, Chromadorea, Rhabditida, Rhabditidae.